Choloepus didactylus (southern two-toed sloth) is the source of this 3318-nucleotide messenger RNA. Its product is annotated as 60S ribosomal protein L23a-like. Gene Ontology annotation, biological process: ribosomal large subunit assembly; translation. Bases 218 to 688 code for a protein of 156 amino acids. The transcript has a single exon. Gene Ontology annotation, cellular component: cytosolic large ribosomal subunit; ribosome. Lineage: Eukaryota; Metazoa; Chordata; Mammalia; Pilosa; Megalonychidae. Gene Ontology annotation, molecular function: structural constituent of ribosome; rRNA binding. The record is from RefSeq and is a predicted model, not a curated record.
AUACAAACAGUUGUGACCAAGGGACUAGUUCAUCCAAGGCAAGAGUAAUUGAAAAGGCCUUUGCUCCAUCCUCCCUUGGCAUCUUUUUGCAGAAUAGUCAGAGCAAAUAAUGGGAAUGGACAUCUCCUCCUACCUGGCCAAGGCUAUCGGUACCCAGAGUGACAGAGCAAAGGUGAGAUGAAACUGUUGCAAGAACAACGUGAAGCUUUUCACGAAGAUGGCGCCGAAAGCGCAGAAGGAAGCCUCUGCCCCUCCCAAAACCAAAGCUAAAGCAAAGGCUUUGAAAACCAAGAAGGCAGUAGUGAAAGGUGUCCACAGCCAGAAGAAAAAGAAGAUCUGCACUUCACCUACAUUCCGGUGGCCCAAGACACUGCGUCUCAGAAGACAACCCAAAUAUCCUCGGAGGAGCGCCCCCAGGAGAAACAAUCUUGACCACUGUGCCAUCAUCAAGCUCCCUCUGACCUCUGAGUCAGCCAUGAAGAAGAUUGACGACAACAACACAGUUGUGUUCAUUGUGGAUGUCAAAGCCAACAAACACCAGGUCAAUCAGGCUGUGAAGAAGUUCUAUGACAUUGAUGUGGCAAAGGUCAACACCCUGAUCAGGCCUGAUGGAGAGAAGAAGGCAUAUGUUCGACUGGCUCCUGACUAUGAUGCUUUGGAUGUUGCCAAUAAAAUUGGGAUCAUCUAAACUGAGUCCAGCUGGCAAAUUCUAAAUAUAAGUUUUUUGACCAUUAAAAAAAAAAAAAAAAGAACAAUAUGAAGUCCCAGCCAAAAGGAGUCCUCUUCAGCUCUAACCUUCGUACAGAGUGGCUACUCUCUAGGACUGGACCAGGAAGGGGGAUUUUAUGUGCUGAGUACUAUUCCAGUGACAAAGCUUCACUGUAGGCAUCUGUGUUUUAGGGUCAGCUCUCUCUCCUGGAAAGAGAAGGGGCCAAUGCCAGCCUGCAGGUGGUUUCCUUCAUCUGACAUUACAGAUACUGCACACACCCACAAAUUGCCAAUUCUGCCACAGUCCCCCAGUGAGUAUUUGACUUUGCAGGGUAUUCUUUAUGCUUCUGGCCAGCUUUGCCCCAUCUUGAAAACCUUGGAAGAAGAGAAGAAAUUUUAUGAUCCCUCUUCCCCCGUACCUGAAGUCCUGUGGACCAACCUGAAAUUUCAAGUCCUAAAAUAAGUGAAAACAAGGGCAGUAAUUCAAGGAGUACAGAUUCCUCACUAGGCUGCAACCAACUACAUCCUACCUCCCAACCACAUGUAAACCUGUCUACUAUUGUAGCCCUAAGUCUAGGAAGGAAAAUAGGAAAAGAUGUGCUUCAGGAGUAAAUGGGUGUCUGGUAGCAUGAAGUCAGCAGUUCUUAAUCUGGGGUUUGUGCAUCCCUAAGAAUUUAAUGGAUGAGUUUCAUGGAUUCUGAAGUAUACACAGAAUUUUUAGUUCAAAUGCAUUUGCCUGGGGAGAAACUCCCAAAGGAUUCGGAUUUUUUUGAAAGGUAAGACCCGCUGUUGUGGAUGGCUCUGGAAUAUUGCCCUAGUGUCACUGCAGUUCAUAUUCCUUCACCACUCAUUCCUGCUGGCACCUGACUCCCAAGGCUUGCUGGCCACAGGCUGCCUCUGUGUCCUUGUAUGGCCUAGAGACGUCAGAUAAAAAUGUAUAGAGCCCUUUGUGAGCUGAAUUUAGUAAGUUCCUACAUAUGAAAUGAUCAGCUUUGCUCUAGGAUAGAAAAACUGACUUGGGAAAAGGAAAUUCUGGUCAGAUGGAAAAUUCUGGAUAUGUUCAUAUCCAUAAACAGUAGAUUUUAUUAUUUGAGUGUUACUCAUUGGUUUUAUGCAAAAGAACUAAUCAGUCAAUGUAUUCUUGAUUGAUGUUCAUUGAACUUAAUUAUGAAAUGUUUGUUACUAAGACAUUAAUGAGUAUUAGAAGGAAACAACAGCAUCUUUCUGGUUGCUGAUAUUAGUAAUCAUACGUAAAUGAAAGCUGACAUAUGAUUCCAUAGGCUGGUUAUUACCUGAUAUUCCUAUUCUAUUUCAGUUGACUUUGCUCCAACACGAGCAAUCUGAAUAUCUCCGUAGGCCAGGGGCCCUGCUCAUUUGCUGGAGAGCUCCUCAGUCUCUUUUUUUUUCCCCCAUUGGAUGCUGGCUAAUUCUUCAGAAAGAGGUAGGAAGUCCUUACAUUCCGUUUUUCUAGUCCUAAGAAAUAACAGAAAUAGGGCUUGGAGGUAGGUGAUCUUUUGUUGUUUCCAUCUCUUAUUUACUAUUUAACAUGAAGGAUCUGUAGUGUCACUGGAAUUUAGAAAGUAAGGAUUUCUGAGGUUAGAGAAAAUUUUGUCAAGUGGAAUUUGUAUAUGAGGGAAGUGUGGGAUUCUAAGUGACAAAAAGAGUGUCGUAGACAGGAAGAAAAGAAUGUAACUUAAGUUCAUCAGGAUAAAUACAGUAUUUGAAAGGUGUAGUGAGGAGAGCAGCCUGGCCACAUGGGCAGAGCAAAGUCUCACUAGGUAGAUGAUGAAGUUUGGACUGCUUGAGAUGUACUUUAGCAAAGUCUCACUAGGUAGACGAUGAAGUUUGGACUGCUUGAGAUGUACUAUAGAUUCUUUUAUCACAGAAAAGAACUGAUGAGAUUAUUUUUUUAAGAAAGUUAGUAGAGCAGAAAUGUAUUAGGCUGAUGGCUGAGAAACCAGUUAGAAGAUUGUUGCAUCAGUCCCAUCACACAGCAAGUGCCAGGUUCUUGUUGGCUGUACUGAGAACACAGAAGAAGGAAUGCACUGGAAGGAUACCAUAAAGAACUAUAGACUUUUAUAUCUUUCUGUUGUUACUCCAAAAAGGAUUUGAUGUGGCUCUUAAAAAUUAGAUGCACCAUACAAAAUCCCAAAGAAAAUGUUUGGAACGGCAGAUGGCAUCAGGUUGAGCCUCGUAUACAGCAUGUAUGAUAUAAGCCUGUCACCUUUUCAAGAAUUUGACCCCUGUCCUUUACCCCUUCCCCACCCCAGUUUUUAUGGAUUUCAGGGUUCUCUUUGGGUUUCUCUUGGUCUUGGACAUAGAUACAGGUUCUUGGGAGUCCCCCACAGUGUCAGCUGACUGCUUUCUCUGCUUGAGGAUAAAUGUUCGUCAGUCUGUUACCUGACUUAGAUCUCAGCCUCUUCCAAAAAUGACACAGUGGACAUGAGGUACCAGAGGGGCUAGCACUAGGAGGCUCCCAUCACCUGCCUUUUUAAUCCUGAAUCUGGGACAGGCUUCUCCAGAAGAGUUUCAGACACCUAGUGGGAAGUCAGAGGCAGUGUGGGGGCCUGGGGACAUUUGUCACACUCCCAUCUUAGGCCCUUCUUUCCA